AUGCACUACUCGGCAAUUGCCAAAGUUAUCAUGGCCACUGCCGUCCUAAACGGCCUUGCCCUAGCCGGCCCAGCCGCAUACGGCGUCUGCCAGGCAGGUUGCUGUGCAGUUGUCAUGGCGUGCUAUACCGCUGCAGGGGCUACUUGGGGAGCCACGGCGGGAGCAACGGCACCUGCCACAGUCGUUGCAUGCAACACGGCCUUUGGAAGUUGCCAGGCGGCCUGUCAUGCCGCUCUUUUGAUGCCUGUCCCAUAA
This is a messenger RNA of Pyricularia pennisetigena, 255 nucleotides long. RefSeq lists its product as uncharacterized. The transcript has a single exon. The coding region runs from base 1 to 255 and encodes 84 amino acids. The record is from RefSeq and is a predicted model, not a curated record. NCBI's taxonomy places the organism in Eukaryota, Fungi, Ascomycota, Sordariomycetes, Magnaporthales, Pyriculariaceae.